Messenger RNA from Lepisosteus oculatus (spotted gar), 4092 nucleotides. The record is from RefSeq and is a predicted model, not a curated record. NCBI's taxonomy places the organism in Eukaryota, Metazoa, Chordata, Actinopteri, Semionotiformes, Lepisosteidae.
GCGAGCGAGCCGUGCUGCUUUUCAGAAUUACAAAGAAUUGUUUGUGGUCAUUAUUGAUUUGUGAACUGCUGCUUUGGUAACUAAGUUGAGUUAAUGGAUUUUGUUUUUCCAAGUUGGCCUAAAUAAUUACCUUCAGGUGCACAUGGGUUUUGAAAUCCAGGACUUUAAACCACAGUACAACCACACAUUUCUGUCCAGUGGCCAGCGGCCUUCGUCAUUGUCAUCGGAGAACUGUGCCAAGGUCGAGGCUGUUCCCCCGGAAUGUGAUGCGCACUUGAUUCUCCUGAAGGAAGAGGAGAGCUGCUACGAUUUACUUCAUCGGCUGAGACAGAAUCUAUCAGAUGUCGGGUCCAAUCGGACAGUCUGUGAAGGGAUGUGGGACUCCCAGGGGUGCUGGUAUCCUGCUGUUGCCGGGGAGACUGUGGCUGUUUCCUGUCCUGAGCUGCUCAUCACCCUGACCGGGGUCACAGGAUGGGUUUAUAGGAACUGCACCUCGGAAGGCUGGUCACAUUCCUUUCCGGAACAUCACGUCGCCUGUGGAUACGAUAGCAACGUCUCUGGAAUUACUACCGAAACAGGACAUUACUUCAAGUAUAUGAAGAUCAUGUACUCUGUGGGCUACGGCUUAUCUCUUGUCUCCCUGAUCAUAGCAAUUGGCAUCCUCUGUUUUUUUAGGAAACUCCACUGCACACGGAAUUACAUCCACAUCCAGCUCUUCACGUCCUUCAUUCUCCGUGCCUUGUCGGUCUUUGUCCGGGAUGCUGUUCUCUUUUCUAAUAAUGACAUUUAUCAUUGCAACGUCUACCCGGUCGGGUGCAAGAUGGUGAUGGUCUUCUGCCACUACUGCAUCAUGGCCAACUACAGCUGGCUGCUGGUCGAGGGUCUGUACCUCCACACCCUGUUGAACGUGUCGUUCUUCUCGGAGAGGAAGUUUUACUGGUGCUAUCUAGGUCUCGGCUGGGGUUCGCCGAUGUUUUUUACGAUCGCCUGGUCUGUUGCCAAGAUGCUAUAUGAAGAUAUAGGGUGCUGGAACAGCAGCCAUAACACCACCAUCCGAUGGGUCAUUAGGGGCCCUGUCAUUACAUCCAUAUUGAUCAACUUUCUGUUUUUUAUUAGUAUUUUAAGAAUACUAAUGCUCAAACUGAAGACUCCAAAUGUCGGGGGAAAUGAUUUAAAUCAGUACAAAUAUGUCGCGCUGACCCCCAGAGGGUUUGUGGUUGCAGUUCUCUACUGCUUCCUUAAUGGGGAGGUGCAGUACGAGAUCCAGAGGAAGAGGAGGAGGAGGACCCUGCAGCAGUGCCUGCGGGACGAGCCCAGGCCCAACCACAGCUCCAUCAGCCACAGCGGGGCGGCGCCGACGCAGGUCUCGCUGCUGACCCGGGAGCAGAGGAACCCCAGCCACUGCGAGUCCAGCCUGGCCUGAGCCUGGCAGACGGGCAGGAGCCCAGCAGGGGGCGCUGGCGGUCGGUGUGGACGACGCCGUGACACCGGUGCACCAAGCUCUGUUUGAAAAGAGCCGGCAGUGACUGUGACUUCAAGCAGCUCGGUGAGCUUCAUUAAAGACUGCAAAGAGCAAUAAGAGUCUGCAAUACGUGGAACUAUAUCAGUUCAGCUGAAGGAAAUAUAUCAGUUUUAAUAAACCAAACAUUUCUUUGAGAGGGUCGGUGGCAAAGCUGUGCGGAUGACUUUGCAAGAGAGGCAGGUUAAAAAACUUACAGUAAUAGAAGCAGUUGUGAAUCCAGAAUAUAGUCACUUUGUUCUAAUCUUGCAGAGCAUGCCAAUGGUUCUCUAGGGCACUAGCACCAUGCCUGUCUUGGACAGUCUGAACUGAGCUGCAUGCUCGUGCAGAUAUUACUGUCAAUUGGAGAGUUUGCAGCCGUAUUCGUAACCACGCACUGUAAACGUUCGCUUUGCAACUUGGAUAAUACUUCUUCGGUACCCACCAGCCUAAUUCUCAAAAGCUGACGAGUGCACCAAACCAUAAGAGGGUUAAUCAUAACACAGGGGAAUUUCACAUCCGCUGCACUGCAAAUUGGGUACGAACCUCGCUUUCAAUGUUUGAACAGGGGAAGGUUUAAUUUCGGAUGGGAAUAGCAGCUGAUUUGAUUCCAGCAGCCUUCAGUGUUUGAUGAUGUAUUAGAGAAGCCCUGAAAACUGUACAGAGGCUGGACACUGUCAGAGGUCACUGUGAGGCUGUUGUGGUGAAGAUCUUGCCAGGCCUCUGUGCGUGUUCAGGUUAGCAGGCUCCUGAGCUGAGCUCUUACCUCGCAGAUGACCGAAUGGAAGGCAUGCAAACAAUGGAGACAGAGCCAGAUGUUUCUGUCGCAGUUAAUUAAAUCAAUAUAUUAAUUCAAUGUUUAUUUUUAAGUUGCAGAUCAAUAAUGUGUAGUGUUUCUUCGGUCUUUCGUUUCCUUUUGCACACUGAUGUUGCAUUUCAGGUGUGAACGGCCACAAUUUUACCUGUGUGAUAAUCGUACGAGUAGGAAAAUCUUUGCAGUGGAUGUCCUCAACCAGCUUUCAAGACGCUGUAAAUGCUUUUCAGUUUAUUGAAAGGUGCAGAUCUUCUAAAUGUAAAAUUUCAGCGUCUACUAAAUCAUCAGUGGUGAGAGACGUUUUCUGCUUAUUAUGUAAGUUGCUAAAAACUGAGGUGUUUGCGCAGCUGAUGAUAACUGAACUAAGAAAUGGAGCUUACAGACUCUGCUAGCACCGUUACCGAAGAGAUAUGUGCACUUCAAAUUGAAGUCCAGGUGAUAAUGCUGUAAAUGCAUCCUUUCUCACUAAAUUAAAUUCCUGUUCUUUAUUGUACUACCUGCCUUGUAAAUAUUUAUUGGUCUGUUUCAUGAUAGCUAGUCUUUGGUGUAGUAACGAUCUGACACGCCCACAGGUGAAAGCAAUCAGCUCUUGUCCUUUGAGGUGGUGGGAGGUGGAGCUACGAAGGACUUAAAAAAAAAAAACUUUAAAAAAAGCUGCUCAAAGAUUCAGACUCAGAGAGGAAUGGGUUUUUUUGUUUGUUUUGUGGAGAUACUCUCCGUGUCAUCCCUGACAAAUGUGGAAAAAGUGUGAAUAAUUUUAAAAGCCAAAAAAAAAUAUUGAAAGGGAUCAAGGAACAAAAAAGUCCUGUUUGUCCAGUUUUUCCAAAACUCGCACUCAGCUUGUGGAUGCUAAUAAAAACGUUCAUUGCUUUGUCAUAUCCGUGUUUAGUCUUCCAUUAUGGAACCGAUUUAGGUGAUAAAGUUGUUUAUGAUCUUUUAUAGGACUUGGGGAAAAGCUUUAAAAACAGAACACUGUCUAUUAGACACUCUGCUAAGUGUUAUUCCCUGAUGCAGCGUCACUUUUUAAUACCGUGUGGACCAUUAAGGAAGGCAUAAACAAGAUCAUGACCGCAGCCCCACCAAGGACAGGGAGAUGGAAAUCAACCUUUGAAAAGAUGAUAAAAGCAACCAAGAGAUGUGCAUUGGGCGAAUACUGCACUGGGGAAAAUAUAACAACUGUGCACAUCAUAAACCCACUUUAUGAAGAAAAAUAAAAUACUAAAUGAGAAAAUAAAAAACCUAAAAAUAGAUUGAAUACAUAAGCCUGUAAGACUGUUGAUAUGAGCAUAUAAAAAAAGGUUACAAAGGUUACAAAUGAGAGGACAACGUUUGGCCCAACUAACUUGUUUGUUUGCUGGUAGCUCGUACAACACUGUGUUCUCUCAAAAAACCUGUUUGAAAUGCACUUACGCGCUGUCUCCACUUGUGUGCUGUGGUGAAGUCUGAUGGGUUGACUCUGUCAAAGUCCUGGAGGAUUUUAAAUAUUGAAUCAGGUCUUUUUGUGGGUAACUCUAUUUGAGACUAAAAGGUUUUAGCCUUUCAGAACAGAACCUUAUUUUGCUAUAUGGUGACAAACAUUCUAAGUGAGGCCUAACUACUACAAUUAUUUGAAAUACUAUACUGUUGACUCUGUAUCCACUUAAAGUCUAGAUGAAGAUAAUGUGUCACUUAGCUUCUUCAAGUUAAGGAUUUUCCAUUUAUCAUGUUUUUUCCUACCUGCAGCAUGUGUAAUAGUCAGCUUUUGUUUACAUUAAAUGACAGGUGUUUGCCCAGUCCUUCA